Messenger RNA from Phlebotomus papatasi, 636 nucleotides. RefSeq names its product sodium channel protein Nach-like. Lineage: Eukaryota; Metazoa; Arthropoda; Insecta; Diptera; Psychodidae. Gene Ontology annotation, cellular component: membrane. The transcript has 5 exons. The coding region runs from base 73 to 636 and encodes 187 amino acids. Gene Ontology annotation, biological process: sodium ion transmembrane transport. Gene Ontology annotation, molecular function: ligand-gated sodium channel activity. The record is from RefSeq and is a predicted model, not a curated record.
UAUACUUGUGAAGAACUCUUUCUAAAGUGUUGGUGGAGAAGUAAAACGAUAUCCUGUUGUGAUACCUUAAAGAUGCAAAAAACUGAGUACGGUAUCUGCUACUCCUUCAAUUCAGCUUCAAGCGAAGAGCAGAGUAUGAUUAACGCCACAGAGUUUGAACCUCGAAGGACUACAAGUUUCAACGUAUGGAGUGGUUUUCGUAGUUUGAUAAGAAGCUAUCCUGGACGAGUUCAAAAAUACAAUUAUCCUACCGGUGUAUUGGUAAUAGUCCAUCAUCCGUACGAGUGGCCACAACAGGCAAAGUUUAUACCUGAGGGAACGGGUAUUUCCAUUGGCAUUCAACCCACAGCAUUUUAUGCAUCAUCUGAUGUAAGAAGAUUAACGUCCACUGAGCGUCAAUGUAUCUACAAUGAAGAAGUUACUUCCCUUCGUGCGGAGAUUAUGAAUCUGCAGGGGCUUCCGUAUCUGCGUGCCAAUUGUAUGGCAGAAUGUCGACAGCGAGCCAUGAUGGCAUAUUGCAAUUGCAUCCUCGACCUCUUCUACCCAUCAGGUGAGUGGCCAUUAGUACCUCCUGUUGCGAAGACACCCCAUCGUGUCCAGAAACUUUGCCAAUCAAUGCAUCCAAAGUGCCGAUGA